AUGGCCGCCGCGGCCUAUUGCGACCGUGUCCGGGCUCCGCUCGGGGUUCUUGCGGCACGCGCGUCCAUCGACGGAGAGUGCGAAUGGCCCGCAAAUCCUGGCGAGACCCGAACGCGGGAAAUUCGACGCUUUCUAGUUUGGGCCCCAUUGUACCUUGGUAUCAUGAUCUUUCUCUUCCCUCUCUCUCCUUGUUCAAGUCACGGUUACUUUCCUGGUACGUCGGCGACGUCCCAGUGGAAUUCCAACUGCCGCGGCAGGGAGGCGCGGCGCGGCGGUCACGAUGACGGUGGCGAUAGCCUGGUAGUCCUUCCGCCAGGGGACGCCACCCCGCACGCGGCGCGCGAGGCGUCGCAGCUGCGGCGAUCGUUCUUCAAAUCGGACCUCGGCGCGACGACCGCGAUGAGCAGGUGCGAGCAUUCGUUAAAACUCUCAAAAAAAGAAGUCAUCGCCAUUGGGCGGCCCCGCGCCCUCGCGCGCGAGAACCCCGCCGGCAUAGACGCCGGAGAACGUGUCGGAACAACCGCGCGUCGCCGCAGUGGCGCCAGUCCUCGACCAGACGCCUACCGCGUGGCAGCCCGACCCGCGCCGCCGCCGCCGCCCACGGCCCGACGAGGGCUGCCCAGCGCGCACCGUGCGCCGCGGGCGCCACGCCAGGGCCGCGACGAGCGUCGCGACCGGAAGCCAAGGCACGCCGUCCAGCGCGCAGCCUCGGGGCCGGGCCAUAGCAUCGGAAAUCGGGGCGCAAUUAGCAACGUCCCACGGUGGCCGGGGUCGACCGUGCUGCCACAUUUUGGAUUUGAAGCGGCUAUGGUCGCUGCUCUGUGUCUUUGCUCAGCUCUAGCGGCUCGGGAUCAUCGAACGGGGCCGCGGGGAUGCCGAUUUCCGAGAGCCACUGUCCAUGCGCCAGCGGGCCCCCAUUUUCUUUCGACGCCGUGCGGUGCGAGACGGCCAACGGUUGGCGGUCGACAGCCGCGGCGCAGACGCUGGUGGCCGGGCGACGCGAAUUCUCGCUCAUAUAAAACUGCGGCUGCAUUGCCUGUUGGAGCUGUUCUGCAGCCUGAAGAUCUCCACAUUGCCUUAAACGAAGGGUUUCGGGUGCUGUACGCAGUGUUUCGCGUCGACCGAUCACCGUCGCUGUGUUCCGAUGGGCGCCUCGACAUCCUAGAGCUCCUACGUGAUGCUCUGCGGUCUUCGACGCCCAAAAGCUGCCCGACACUCGCCGAAGCGCGGACAUUGAGGGGAAAUCAUGUCAGCUGGAUUGCAAGAGCCACAGCGGCUGGCAGAAGAGAUACGGGUGUCGAUAGAACUUAG
Molecule: messenger RNA, 1311 nt
Organism: Aureococcus anophagefferens
Lineage: Eukaryota; Pelagophyceae; Pelagomonadales; Pelagomonadaceae
Exons: 4
Coding region: 1-1311 (436 amino acids)
Source: RefSeq, a predicted model, not a curated record